AUGUCAACAACAACAAAACGCUCUUAUUCACAAAAUUUUGUUUUAUUUUCGGGACUUUUUAUUGUGUUUAUUGCAUUUAUUUAUCAACCAUUACCACACGAUUUUCCUCAGCCAUGGAAAUAUCGACUCAUCUGUUUUGGUGCAAAAUUAGUGGCAAAAGUGGGUUAUGUUCUUGAAAAAUUUAAUUUAAUUAAACGUGUUCAAUCGAUUCGAUUACUCUAUUAUUUAUUUGUUGGAUGUUUUCAAAUUAGAAAUCCACAACAUCAACUCAAAAUUUAUGAUGUGGCAGUGAAUAAUGUGUCAAUGCGUAUUUAUCAACCACUUGAAUAUGGUCCAGAAGAUUUGAUGCCAGCUAUUAUUCAUUUUCAUGGUGGAGGCUUUAUGGUCGGAUGUCGAGAAACAUACGAUGUGGUUACUUAUACAAUUGCAAAUCAAACACGAGCACUGGUAUUAUCAGUUGAAUAUCGUCGUGUACCCGAACACGGUUUUCCAUCAGCUCUCAAUGAUUGUAUGACAAUUGCUUAUGAAAUAUUUCGUCAACCUCUUAAAUAUCAAAUUGAUAUUAAUCGAAUAGCAUUAGCCGGUGAUUCAGCUGGAGGAAAUUUAGCUUUAGUUAUUACUCAGUAUUUAUUAAGAGAUGGUUAUAAACCAAAAUUAACAUGUCUAAUGUAUCCAGCAUUACAAUUUUUGGAUUUUACACUACCAUCUUAUCAACAGUAUUUACCAAAAGAUAUACUGGGAGUUAUUAAUGAAGAAGAUUUUCUCUAUGUAAUUAGUCAACUGAGUGGUCGUGUUUUAGUAACGCGUGAUAUUUUAAGAAAUAAUCAUACAUCAAUUAUACAUAAACAACGUUUAUAUCCUUAUUUAAAUCCACAAAAAUAUUUACCAAAACAGUAUCAACAAAAUUUAAAACCAUUGAUAUUUGAUGAAAAUCCUCUAAUGACAAAAACACUUGAAUAUUUAAUAACACCAGAUAUAUCACCAUUAUUAGUAUCAGAUGAUGAAUUAAAAAAAUUACCACCAAUUUUAUUAUUUACAACAGAAUUUGAUAUUCUAAGAGAUGAAGGUUUUAUAUUUGCCGAACGUCUAAAGCAUUUAAAUAAAUCAUUGUAUCAUUAUCAUUUUAAAGGAUCAUUUCAUGGUGCCCAUAUUCUUUUACAUGGUCCAUUAAAAUUUGAUUUUGCAUGGACAAUGAUCGGAAAAACAACUGAUGCUAUCAAAAAAAAUCUUUAA
Didymodactylos carnosus is the source of this 1233-nucleotide messenger RNA. The record is from the annotation of a GenBank genome assembly. Lineage: Eukaryota; Metazoa; Rotifera; Eurotatoria; Philodinida; Philodinidae.